This is a messenger RNA of Maudiozyma saulgeensis, 2607 nucleotides long. The record is from the annotation of a GenBank genome assembly. NCBI's taxonomy places the organism in Eukaryota, Fungi, Ascomycota, Saccharomycetes, Saccharomycetales, Saccharomycetaceae.
AUGUCUGAUAAUAGAAGACGUAGACGUGAGGCAGAAGACGAUUCCGAUUCCGAGAAUGAUUUCCCACCUUCAUCACCACAACAACCAGAUAGAGGUGUUUACAACACUGUUUCAUCUCCAAUUGGUGCUCCAGAAGAUGAUAUGGUGAAUCCUGAAGGUGAUGACAACGAAAUUGCUGAAAUCCAAGAUAUCGAUGAUGCUGAAGAACAAAUGAAUGAAGUCGAUUUGAUGGGUGACGAUAUGUACCGUGAUUAUGGUUCUGACCCAACUAAGGAUGCAUAUGACACAGCACAAAUUGAUGACAGAGACCAAACAGAAUUAUCACUUGGUGAACGUCGUCGUAUUGAUGCACAAUUACAAGAAAGAGAUAGACUGUUGAAAAAUCCAGCGUACAUGGAUGAAGAUGAAGAGGACGAAAAUGCUAACCAACUUGAUGAAAUGGGUCUUCCAAUUCAAAAACGUAGACGUAGAAGAGAAUAUGAUACAUAUGAAAACAGUGAUGAUGAUCUAUUGGAUGAUAUGGUUGUGGAUCCUUUAACUGAAGAAUUGAGUUUAGAAUCUCUAAGUAAUGUAAAAGCUGCAAGUUAUUCAGAAUGGAUCAUCCAACCUAAUGUAGCGAGAACAAUUGCCAGAGAAUUGAAAAGUUUCUUAUUGGAAUAUACAGACGAAACAGGUAGAUCUGUGUAUGGUGCUCGUAUUAGAACCCUGGGUGAAAUGAACUCUGAAUCUUUAGAAGUAAAUUAUAGACAUUUGGCAGAAUCCAAGGCUAUCCUAGCAUUAUUCUUAGCUAAGUGUCCGGAAGAAAUGUUGAAAAUAUUUGACUUAGUUGCUAUGGAAGCUACCGAACUACAUUACCCAGAUUAUGCCAGAAUUCAUUCAGAAAUUCACGUUAGAAUAUCGGAUUUCCCAACUGUAUUCAGUUUACGUGAAUUACGUGAAUCUAAUUUAGGUUCAUUGAUUCGUGUUACAGGUGUGGUGACUAGAAGAACUGGUGUCUUCCCUCAAUUAAAAUAUAUUAAAUUUAACUGUUUGAAGUGUGGUACAGUUUUAGGUCCAUUUUUCCAGGACUCCAAUGAAGAGAUGAAGAUCUCGUUCUGUACUAACUGUAAAUCUAAAGGUCCAUUUUCCAUUAAUGGUGAAAAGACUGUCUAUCGUAACUAUCAAAGAAUCACACUUCAAGAAGCUCCAGGUACUGUCUUAGCUGGUCGUUUACCAAGACACAGAGAGGUGAUUUUAUUAGCUGAUUUGGUUGAUAUUGCAAAGCCUGGUGAAGAAGUGGAGGUUACCGGUAUUUACAAAAAUAGUUAUGAUGGUAGUCUAAAUGCCAAAAAUGGGUUCCCUGUGUUUGCAACUAUUAUUGAAGCCAACUCCGUGAAGAGAAGAGAAGGUAAUUCUUCAAAUCCAUCUGAAGAAGGUCUUGAUGUUUUCAGUUGGACCGAAGAAGAAGAACGUGAAUUUAGAAAAUUAUCCAGAGAUCGUGGUAUCAUUGAUAAGAUCAUUUCUUCGAUGGCACCAUCUAUUUAUGGCCAUAGAGAUAUUAAGACGGCCGUUGCGUGCUCGUUAUUUGGUGGUGUUCCAAAAAAUGUCAAUGGUAAGCACGCAAUUCGUGGUGAUAUUAACGUUUUACUAUUAGGUGACCCAGGUACAGCUAAAUCACAAAUUUUAAAAUACAUUGAAAAGACAGCACAUAGAGCUGUUUUUGCAACUGGUCAAGGUGCAUCUGCUGUUGGUUUGACAGCUUCAGUUAGAAAGGAUCCAAUAACAAGAGAGUGGACUUUAGAAGGUGGUGCGUUAGUCCUUGCAGAUAAAGGUGUAUGUUUAAUUGAUGAAUUUGAUAAAAUGAAUGAUCAGGAUCGUACAUCUAUUCAUGAAGCCAUGGAACAACAAAGUAUAUCUAUCUCCAAGGCUGGUAUUGUUACAACAUUACAGGCUCGUUGUUCUAUUAUUGCAGCAGCUAAUCCAAAUGGUGGUCGUUAUAACUCUACUUUACCAUUGUCACAAAAUGUCGGUCUAACAGAACCUAUUUUGUCCAGAUUUGAUAUCUUGUGUGUUGUUAGAGAUUUGGUUGAUGAAGAAGCAGAUGAAAGAUUAGCUAAGUUCGUUGUUGGAUCUCAUAUUAGAUCUCAUCCUGAAAAUGAAGAAAAUCUAGCUGGUGAGAAAGAAGGUGAAAACAAGGACGAAGAUGCUAUGGAUGAAGAUGGAGCUAUGUCUGCUAGACAAAGAAGAUUGAAAGUACAAAAGAAAUUAGAAGAAGAAAUAUCGCCUAUUUCUCAAGAGACACUAAUGAAAUAUAUCCAUUAUGCUAGAACAAAGAUAUAUCCUAAACUACAUCAAAUGGAUAUGGAUAAAGUUAGUAGAGUAUAUGCAGAUUUGAGAAGAGAAAGUAUUACCACCGGUUCAUUCCCAAUUACUGUCCGUCAUUUAGAAUCUAUAUUAAGAAUUGCAGAAUCUUUUGCAAAAAUGAGGCUGUCAGAAUUCGUCUCUGCUUGGGAUUUGGAUAGAGCUAUCAAGGUUGUAGUUGAUUCAUUUGUAGACGCACAAAAGAUUAGUGUUCGUCGCCAACUUCGUAGAUCUUUCGCCAUCUAUACAAUGGAUCAUAAAAAUUAG